Molecule: messenger RNA, 927 nt
Organism: Saccharomyces paradoxus
Lineage: Eukaryota; Fungi; Ascomycota; Saccharomycetes; Saccharomycetales; Saccharomycetaceae
Gene: YPQ1
Product: cationic amino acid transporter
Exons: 1
Coding region: 1-927 (308 amino acids)
Biological process (GO): basic amino acid transmembrane export from vacuole
Cellular component (GO): fungal-type vacuole membrane
Source: RefSeq, a predicted model, not a curated record
AUGCAAUUUGUGCCUCUAGAAUUGAAUAGAUCCACUCUAAGUGGGAUAUCUGGGUCCAUCUCCAUCUCAUGCUGGAUCAUUGUGUUUGUCCCUCAGAUUUAUGAGAACUUUUACCGAAAGUCGUCCGAUGGUCUGUCUCUACUAUUCGUGAUACUUUGGCUGGCCGGUGACGUCUUCAAUCUUAUGGGUGCCGUUAUGCAACGUCUUUUGUCUACCAUGAUCAUUCUUGCCGCGUACUAUACGGUGGCAGAUAUCAUUUUACUUGGUCAAUGUCUUUGGUACGAUAAUGAGGAAAAACCAGCAGUGGACCCUAUUCAUCUCUCUCCAGCCAACCCAAUAAAUGAAAACGUUCUGCACGAUGUGUUCAACGAACAACAACCGCUUUUGAAUUCCCAAGGUCAGCCAAACCGUAUUGAUGAGGAAAUGGCUGCUCCUUCAUCCGCCGGAGACGUUAGUAAUGAUAACUUACGUGAAGUCAAUUCAAGAAAUUUGAUAAAAGACAUAUGUAUUGUCUCAGGCGUAGUUUUUGUAGGUGUCAUAUCGUGGUAUAUAACCUAUUGCCUAAACUACACGGAACCUCCUCCAGUGGAGGAUCCAUCGCUGCCUGUUCCCGAACUGCAAAUCAAUUGGAUGGCUCAGAUAUUUGGUUACUUAAGUGCUCUUUUGUAUCUGGGUUCAAGAAUUCCUCAAAUAUUACUGAACUAUAAAAGAAAGUCUUGUGAAGGUAUCAGUUUCCUAUUCUUUUUGUUUGCCUGUUUGGGUAAUACCACAUUUAUUUUCUCCGUUGUUGUCAUUUCUUUAGACUGGAAGUAUCUAAUAUUGAACGCUUCCUGGUUGGUUGGGAGUAUAGGUACUUUAUUCAUGGAUUUCGUCAUAUUUUCCCAGUUUUUCAUUUACAAAAGAAACAAAAAAUUUAUACUGAAUUAA